This is a messenger RNA of Spodoptera frugiperda (fall armyworm), 2516 nucleotides long. Its product is annotated as NAD-dependent protein deacetylase sirtuin-7-like. NCBI's taxonomy places the organism in Eukaryota, Metazoa, Arthropoda, Insecta, Lepidoptera, Noctuidae. Gene Ontology annotation, molecular function: NAD+ binding. The transcript is spliced from 5 exons. The record is from RefSeq and is a predicted model, not a curated record. The coding region runs from base 264 to 2114 and encodes 616 amino acids.
UCUUUGGGGCCAAGUGUUCGUGGGUAAGAAUUUUUUAGUCUGUGCACUUGUACGUUUUAUGUCUUUUCUGUGGUUCUUCCAUCUGUCUGACGAAAGAAAACGAAACGAACGACAGACUCUCUUCGGUUGUUGUAUCUAGUUGUUUACGAGCAAAACGAUCGUUUGUCGGCUUCGAACGAAAUGUAUAAAAGGUCGAGGUCGAUGAGCUGCUGGCGUUACCGGGGGAAUCAGUUUAGGAACGAGUUCGGCCACUAGCCGGGGAUAUGUCGGACCGUGGGGGAGUGCGGUCCAGUGCUCGGCUUAGCGGUGAGAGCACAGCGGCCAUAGCAGCCCCGGCUGCAGCCCGUACUGCUCCUCAGGGCCGCGGCCGGCCGGUGUCAACGACGGCGGCAGCCGCUCAGCGACGCGCGCGUGCUGCUGAGCGCGCCGCGGAGGUUGAGGAUAGCCCACGGGUGCUUCGAGAUAAGUGUCGCCGCCUCGCACGGGCUCUCCGGAAUGCUAAACACCUGGUGGUGUACACGGGAGCGGGUAUCAGCACGGCCGCCGACAUUCCCGACUACCGCGGCCCGCACGGUGUCUGGACGCGGCUGCAGCGCGGCGAGACUGUCGGGCGGGUGGAGGUGUCGCGCGCGCAGCCCACCUUCACGCACAUGGCGCUGACGGCGCUGUGGGCGCGCGGGGCGCUCAAGUUCGUGGUGUCGCAGAACUGCGACGGCCUGCACCUGCGCGCCGGCCUGCCGCGCCGCGCCCUGGCCGAGCUGCACGGGGACAUGUUCGCGGAGCUGUGCGCGCCCUGCCGCCGCGUGUACCUGCGCGCCUUCGACACCACGGAACGCACGGCGCGCCACGCGCACGGCACGCGCCGCCUGUGCCACGCCUGCGGCGCCGAGCUGCGCGACUCCAUCGUGCACUUCGGGGAGCGCGGCCGCGCCGCCUGGCCGCUCAACUGGGCCGGCGCGCUGCGCCACGCCGCGCGCGCCGACGUCGUGCUGUGUCUGGGGUCCAGCCUCAAGGUGCUGCGCCGCUACCCGCGCCUGUGGCGCAUGCAGAGCGCGCCGCGCGCGCGGCCCGCGCUGUACAUCGUCAACCUGCAGUGGACGCCCAAGGACUCGGUGGCGGCGCUGAAGAUCAACGCGCGCUGCGACGCGGUGAUGCAGCAGGUGGCGCGGCGCCUGCGGCUGCGCGUGCCGCGGUACCGCGCCGCGCUCGACCCCGUGCUGGCGCACGCCGAGCCGCUGGCCGAGCCCGAGGCGCACACCACGCGCCGCGUGCCGCUGCAGGUGCCGCGCGAGCCCGACGCGCGCGCCGACCACUGGGAGCCGUCCUCGCCCUCGGCCUCCGACUCGGACGAGGAGCUGCCGCUGGGCCACCUGGCGGCGCGCCUGCGGGCGGAGGCCGGGGCCGCGCCGUCGGCCGCCCCCGCCCCCGGCCCGACACCCGCGCCCGCCCCGCCGCCUCAGUCCAACCUAAGCAGGUUAGUUUUGUUCCAGGUGAGCAUGCACUCCGGCGAGGCCACGAUACUACUUCGCGCCGAGCACGCCGCGCCCGACCUCGACCUACUGCGCCUGCGCCGCUUCCGCAUGCCGCGCGUCGCGCCUGCGCACUCCCGACUGCGGCGCUUGCUCGAGUACGAGCCGCGCAUACAGCGCGACGCCGACGACGACAAGCCCGCCGAGGCCGAGCUGCGGCCCAAGCUGGAGCCCAAGCUGGAGCCCGAGCUGCGGCCCAAGCUGGAGGGCGACGCGCGCGUCAAGGACGAGCCCAAGGAGGAGGCCAGCACGUCGGAGUCGGCGGGGUCGCUGGCCGCCGCCAUCAUCCGGCGCGCCGUGCUGCUGUGCCGCGCCUCGCUGUACCCCGGCCUGCACACCAUCAUCGCGCCGCCCGCCGCGCCGCCGCCCGAGUGCGCGUGGUGCGCGCGGCACUACGCGGCGCGCCGCUGCCUGUGGUACGGGCCGCCGCGCGAGCCGCCGCCCGCCGCGCGCGUGUGGCGCCGCGCGCGCGGCCGCCGCUACCUGUGCGCCUGCUGCGGCGGCCCGGACGCGCCGCGCGCCGACCCCGACGACGGCGGCUGGUACGGCAAGGGCUACCGCAAGGGCCGGCGCCGCCGCAGGUAGCCCGAGCCCGACGCCCGGCCGCCGCCGUCGCCGCGCGCGUCGGGCGUCGUACUCCACGACCGGCCGCCUCGGACGGCCUCCGAGUCGCGGACUGUUGCGGCGAGUCUUCGGACGGACGUUGACGUCGAGGACUAGAAGGACGUACCUCGCGCGGCUCGCGAGUCGGGCGUGGGGCGGAGGUUUUGUCGAACAAAGUCCCGGCUCGGGGUCGGGCCGCGUGUCGCCGCCCGCCUCAGUCUAGCGUUUUGUAUAAUUUUAUAAUGAACUAAUAAUUAUUAAUUUAAUAGUGAAAUAAAUAUUAUUUGUAUUAUGAAUAUGAUAUGAUAGUUACUGAAGCUGUGUGAAUGUCGAUUGAUAUGUGAAAUUAAUAAUUAGUAAGCAAAUAAAUUUGAACAAUUUGAA